This is a messenger RNA of Fragaria vesca subsp. vesca, 2029 nucleotides long. RefSeq names its product probable LRR receptor-like serine/threonine-protein kinase RLK-like. Gene Ontology annotation, molecular function: protein kinase activity; protein binding; ATP binding. NCBI's taxonomy places the organism in Eukaryota, Viridiplantae, Streptophyta, Magnoliopsida, Rosales, Rosaceae. The transcript is spliced from 3 exons. Bases 1 to 2007 code for a protein of 668 amino acids. The record is from RefSeq and is a predicted model, not a curated record. Gene Ontology annotation, biological process: protein phosphorylation.
AUGGGCGCGCAUAUGGCUAUGGCUAGGCUUAUGCGCGCACCAACCCUAUCGUUCUUGCUCGCUCUCGUUGUAGCUGCACUCUCUUUUGUGAACAUGUUGCCUGUUGGAUUGUCGGACGCCAGCUCCGACGCCCUGUUACAGUUCAAGGAUUCUUUGGGGGAGAAAGCCGAAGUUCUCAAUUGGGGUAUAACUCCGAAACCAUGCGAUGGUGACACAUCCUUAUGGUUUGGUGUGAUUUGCUUUGAUGGAAAGGUUAGGGGCGUGAUACUCGAAAAUAUGCAGUUUCAGGGACCGCUAAAAGUGGAACCUCUGGCGUCGUUGCCGUUUUUGAAGACUAUACGAUUCAGGAACAAUUCAUUCGAAGGUCCAUUGCCUAAUCUCAGUAUACUUAAGACAAUAAGGUCAGUGUAUUUGACAGGUAAUAGAUUCUCGGGGGAGAUUCCUGAUGACGCAUUUGAGGGUUUGAAUUUCUUGAGAAGACUGCAUUUGGGAAGAAAUGAUUUAUCAGGCCAAAUCCCUUCGUCUCUUGCCGAAUUGCCUAGGCUUAGGGAGGUGGAGCUUGAGGAUAACAAUUUUAGUGGCGAAAUCCCUGAUUUUAAGAGCACGAUGUUAGAUACCGUGGAUUUCUCCAACAAUGAUUUAUCGGGAGAGAUCCCAAAAAGUUUGAGUACGAUGGAUGCCAAAUAUUUUGCAGGAAAUGCAAAGGUAUGUGGUGGGACUACGGGAGUAGCAUGCCCCUCUCCUGCUCCUGCUCCUUCUCUACCGCCAUCUCCAUCUCCAGCUCCUUCUCCUUCUCCUGUCCCGUCUAGCAAGCCUGCAUCACUUGGUCUGAAAAUAGCUUUGGGUGUAGUGAGUGUUCUGCUCAUAUUACUUAUCAUCGCCGUACUUGUGAUCUUUGUCAAGAAGAGGAAGCAACGAUCAGACUUACACCAGGCGGAGUUGUUAGAUAAUUCCUCCAAGUACACGGCAGGAACUGGGAGCCAAGUCGAUACCAAAUCAGUAGAAGCUAAUAAUGUAAACCAUCCAGCAAGGAGGGGUGGUGAGCAAGGAAAAUUGUCAUUUGUGAGGGAUGACAGGGAUAGGUUUGAUUUGCAUGAUCUGCUUAGAGCCUCAGCUGAAAUCUUGGGUAGUGGGAACUUUGGGGCUUCCUACAAGGCUUUGAUACUGACUGAUGCUGUAGUGGUUAAGAGGUAUAAGCAAAUGAACAAUGUGGGAAGAGAGGAGUUCCAUGAUCACAUGAGAAGGCUUGGGAAAUUGACACACCAAAACUUGUUACCACUUGUGGCCUAUUAUUAUAGAAGGGAAGAGAAGCUCUUAGUUUCUGACUUUGUGGAGAACAGUAGCUUGGCUUCUCAUCUUCAUGGCAAUCACAACCUGCAGCUUGGACUAGACUGGCCAACUCGGUUGAGAAUAAUCAAAGGCAUAGGAAGGGGUUUGACAUACCUCUACAACACACUCCCAAGCUUGGUUGUACCUCAUGGUCAUCUGAAAUCCUCCAAUGUGCUUCUGGAUGAAAACAUGGAGCCCCUACUGAACGACUAUGCUCUACUCCCCGUGAUCAACAUGGAUCAGGCCCAACACCUCAUGAUGGCCUACAAGUCACCCGAAUACACGCAGCACCGCCGAAUAACAAAGAAGACGGACGUGUGGUGCUUCGGGAUAAUCAUCUUGGAGGUGUUGACAGGCAAGUUCCCAGAGAACUACAUAAUGCCAAGUUAUGACAGUAAAGAAAAUUUGGGGAGCUGGGUGAAUGGAAUGAUCAAGGAGAAGAAGACUAGUGAGGUGUUUGAUGUAGAAAUGGGGAAUGUCGGUAAUAGCAAAGGUGAACUUCUAAAGCUGUUGAAGAUUGGAGUGAGUUGUUGUGAGGAGGAUGUGGAGAGAAGGCUAGACUUGCAUGAAGUUGUUGUGAAGAUAGAGGAGUUGAAUGAAGGAGAAAGUGAUGGGGACUAUCGCUCAAGUGUUUCAAGUGAAGGAGGAGACGAUGAUCAUACUUCUCUAGCUGUGUGAUUACGAACACUAUGAGUUACUU